Molecule: messenger RNA, 1222 nt
Organism: Peromyscus leucopus (white-footed mouse)
Lineage: Eukaryota; Metazoa; Chordata; Mammalia; Rodentia; Cricetidae
Gene: Spout1
Product: SPOUT domain containing methyltransferase 1
Exons: 12
Coding region: 191-1204 (337 amino acids)
Biological process (GO): miRNA processing; maintenance of centrosome location
Cellular component (GO): spindle pole centrosome; mitotic spindle; kinetochore
Molecular function (GO): miRNA binding
Source: RefSeq, a predicted model, not a curated record
GGCGGCAGGUGGGGUUCCGGGCAAGGCCGGGGAGCCGCGGCGUCUCACAGUGGUGUCGACCUGGGUGCUCCCUCCUAGCUGCUCGCCCGAGGCCUGAGCUCUCGAGGGUGAACACGGCCAAAGGGUUGAAUGGCGAAAAUGGAAGCAGCAGAAGAAAGAGGAGAAAAAGAGGUGGAAGGACCUCAAAAUAAUGAAAAAACUGGAGCGGCAGCGGGCCCAGGAGGAGCAGGCUAAGCAACAAGAGGAGGAGGAGGCUGCUGCCCAGAGGAGCGACCGAGGGCGGCCUUACACUCUGAGCGUGGCCCUGCCGGGCUCCAUCCUAGACAACGCCCAGUCACCGGAGCUUCGCACCUACCUGGCUGGCCAGAUCGCUAGAGCCUGUGCCAUCUUCCGAGUCGACGAGAUUGUGGUGUUCGAUGAGGCGGGCCAAGACAGCAAGACUGUGGAAGGGGAAUUCAAGGGAGUUGGCAAGAAGGGGCAGGCGUGUGUACAGCUGGCCCGCAUCCUGCAGUACCUGGAGUGUCCACAGUACCUGAGAAAGGCGUUCUUCCCCAAACACCAGGAUCUGCAGUUUGCAGGGAUCCUCAACCCCUUGGACAGUCCUCACCACAUGCGUCAGGACGAGGAAUCCGAGUUCCGAGAAGGCGUUGUGGUGGACCGGCCCACCAAGGCAGGCCAUGGCUCUUUGGUCAACUGUGGAAUGAAGAAGGAGGUAAAGAUUGACAAGAAACUGGAACCUGGACUCCGCGUGACCGUGCGACUGAACCAGAAGCAGCUCCCCCCAGAAUGCAAGACCUACAAGGGGACAGUCGUGUCGUCUCAGGACCCCCGCACCAAAGCCGGUCUCUACUGGGGCUACACUGUCCGGCUGGCCUCCUGUCUCAGUGCCGUGUUUGCUGAGGCUCCCUUCCAGGAUGGGUACGACCUGACCAUUGGUACAUCAGAACGUGGCUCCAGCAUGGCCUCUGCCCAGCUGCCCAGCUUCAGGCAUGCUCUUGUGGUGUUCGGGGGCCUCCAAGGGCUGGAAGCUGGAGUGGAUGCCGACCCCAACCUUGAAGUGUCUGAGCCCAGUGUCCUCUUCGACUUCUAUGUCAACACAUGCCCCAACCAGGGCAGCCGUACCAUCCGCACUGAGGAAGCCAUACUCAUCUCCCUGGCUGCCCUGCAACCUGGUCUCAUCCAGGCGGGUUCCUGGACCACCUGACAAUUUCAUGGAUCCAGG